AUGGGCGACAAUGAUUAUUCACAAUGUUAUGAUUUUGGAGGUGGGUCUUCUUCAAAGGGAGCUUUCAACUCUACAAGGAAUUGUGAAAUAAUAGAGGACACAAAUGCAAAUAACAACCCCCAGCAAGAGCAGGUUGUGAUAGAGUAUAAUAAAAUCAUCGGAACUAAUGUCAACAUGGAACUUCAAGGAGUUAAAGUUCUUGGAACUGUUAUUUCUUAUGAACCCUCACUGAAUCUGUUUAAAGUUCGAUACAAAGAUGAUGAUUACCCAGAGGAGCAUAUUGGGCUCGGUGUAAUUUUGGACAAUAUGGUUCAACAAAUACCAGAACCAAGCAAUAUUUCGGAGAAGAGUGGUGAGAGUAAAAUGCUAGAGGGCGAACAAGAAAAGGAUGCAUCAAUAGGCCAUAAUAUCUGCAAGGAUUUUGAAGAUCUUCACAUCAAAAUGGAUGGCAAUGAUAAUGAUAAAUACUUUGUUAACGGAGUUGAAGUUGGUUCAUCUUUAGCUGGAGCUAUCAACAAGAUUACUGUCGAAACUUGUGGAGAGAAAGAGGAUGCAAAUAGAGUUCAACCAAGUGACAACCCUGAAAAAGAUAAGAGUGUGCCAGAACCUAGAAAAAUAAUAGGUUGUGACAUCUACAAGGAAUUUAAAGGGGUUAAAGUUCUUGGGACUGUUAUUAACUUCAUGCCCUCAGCGAAUCUGUUUGAAGUUCUGUACAAGAAUGAUAAUCGAAUGGAAUAUUUAACCCUUGAUGAAAUUUUAAAAAAUAUGGCAAACAAGGAAGAUAUAUGGAGGGUCCAACAAGUAUCAGCACCGCCACCAAGCAAUACUGCAUAUAUGGCUACGGAAACUCAAAUGAAAAAGAUUGUUGUAGCUGGAGAGACAUCCACUUCAAAAAGGAGGAAGGGAAAUUUUUCAAUUGGUGCUUAUUCAAGUAGAGUUGGCAUGGACAUUGAACAACCUGAAGUAAAUCCACUAGAGGAGGACAUGAAUAAAGAAAAAUCAAAUUCUGCUCAAACAUAUGUAUGUACUUUAGUCAUUUUUAUUGAAAUUAAUCACUGUAAUAUAUGUUAA
Messenger RNA from Medicago truncatula (barrel medic), 1071 nucleotides. RefSeq lists its product as uncharacterized. The record is from RefSeq and is a predicted model, not a curated record. The coding region runs from base 1 to 1071 and encodes 356 amino acids. The transcript has 11 exons. NCBI's taxonomy places the organism in Eukaryota, Viridiplantae, Streptophyta, Magnoliopsida, Fabales, Fabaceae.